Magallana angulata is the source of this 2125-nucleotide messenger RNA. RefSeq lists its product as uncharacterized. The record is from RefSeq and is a predicted model, not a curated record. Bases 100 to 1680 code for a protein of 526 amino acids. The transcript is spliced from 2 exons. Lineage: Eukaryota; Metazoa; Mollusca; Bivalvia; Ostreida; Ostreidae.
UCUUGUUGUUUCCUUUCAGCGUUUCAUACAAAAGAUCUGCUUUGGAAUUUGACUGCUUUAAAGCAAUACCUUGUAGUUAUUUUAAAGCAGGAAAGCAAAAUGGAGGAACUAAAAUAUGUCACAGUUUUUUUCAAACCAUCUAUUGUUGAACACUUUGGUGAAGCGUUGCUAAAGUCCCUUUGUGAUCUAAAUUCAUUGGAUGACUAUCAAAACCUGGACAUAUCUCUUGUGUACAACCUUCUAAGGUACGUUUGCAAAAAUGUAACUCCCCCAAAACGAGACUGGGGUUAUGAACCUUCUGAUGAUGAUGUAAGUCUGGGUGCUGAUAUUGAAAGAAUCCGUUUAAUGUGGAAUAGAUAUUGCGAUGAAGCAACGGAAUUUCUGUACCUUAGAGAGAUAUUUGUCAGAAUGGUUAAUCGAUAUGGAAAUAUUUCCGAUGACGUUAAACUUCAAGACACUGAUAAGAAAAAAAUAUUGAGUUUUGAGCUGAAUCCUGAAUGUCAAAUAGAGGAUGGGGUUGUUUUGACAAAAGCGAUAAAAUCCGUUCUAGAGAUUCUGGGAAGAGAACAUAUUGUUGUGGUUAUAGGGGCAUUAGGAACUGGAAAAUCAACAUGUCUGAAGUACAUUGAAAGCCACUACAGAAGAAAUCAAUGGGAAGUGGAAAAUGAGAGUAUAACCCAUUUGGACUUAAAUGUUGAUGGAAAAAAAAAGCUUUUUUGCUGCGAUAACCUCUUUGGGGUGUAUAAUAGAGGUUACUUUGCUGAAACCGAUGAAAUUAUUAAAGUCCUAGAAAAUAUAGAACAGAAAGUAAAUCAUGAACUGAAAGUUGUCUUUGCUAUACAUGACCAUGUAUAUGAAGAGUUGCAAAAAAUCCAUCCUAUCAGAGUUUUUCAAAACAAACGUGUUGUCGUAGAUUUUAACGAGCUUUCAGACGCAGAAAUGUUACUGAUCUUGAAUGAACAAAGAGAGCAUGGACAUUGCGCAAAUGACCCAAAAUGUUGGUUUCGAAACGUUGAUUUUGAAUUGGUAAAGAAUACUCUCCAAGAAAAUCCAGGAAAAUUAGGAGAUCCAAUUCUUACUCUUUUAUAUUCAAAUCGACAUGAUAUUUUUUCCAAAAGAGAGGCCACACAAAAUAUAGUUAGGGAAUUGUGCACUAUAUUUCAAAACAUGUUGGAGAAUUCGAACACAUCCGUUUUAUUCUAUGUAUUGUUGUAUGUCAUGUUCGAUAAAACUUACAGCUCAGAUAACAAAAAGGCAGAAUUGGCGCUUGAACUUGGUGGUAUCAAUUAUACAACGGUGGAGCAGAAUGCCCGCCAUCUUGAUGCAUUUCUUCUCGUUGGAGCUGAUGGAAAAAUAGAGAUAAAACAUGAAUUAUUAAUUUUUUCCUUAUUUAAGUUCUGUGCCAAUCAUCCCAGUUUCAUGCCUCUUCUUCUAAAGCACUGUCAAUUUCAAAUGAUUGAGGAAAUAAUACGACCGGUUUCUUUUUCCAACCAGAGUGAAUUUUGCGUUUUUCUAAGGAAGAAAAUGUACCCCUUUCUAACGUAUAGGAUUACAGGAAAAAAAUUGUUUGAGCGCCUAAAACGUCACCCACUGCUAGACAAAAACUCCCAAUUUAGGUACAUCUUUUAUUCAAAGUUGAAGAGUGAAUAUCUGAUGCGCAAAGAUUUAGCAUAUACCUAGAAGAAUUGCAAAGACGAACCUUCUACGAAAAAAGAGAAAUCUACAUAAUCACAUAAGACAUUUCUAAAAUCACUUUUAUUUUAUUUUAACUCAUUUAAAUGAUAUUCAAAUGAAUUGGUUUUAUAGAAAAUGUAUACCCUAUAAUUAGUAUUCUUGUUAAUACUAAACUAAGCCCAACAAAUUUGUAAUGCAUUUAAUAUACAGUACCUUUAACGCUAUUAUUUUACAAGAUAAACGCGAGGAUAGGACUCACGCACUGUAACAACCGUUAAUGAUACAACGCCGCUUAGUGAUAUAAUUAGCAUUUUAUAUAUAAAAGCUUUGCAAUUUGAACACUUAAUGAUAUUUGCAUCAUUCAGCGGCGUUUUAUCAUUAGAGCUUGAUACAAACCACAAUUCAUCCAACAAUGAACUUUAUUAAGGUGAAUUUUUUUUUCGAACGGUAA